Spathaspora passalidarum NRRL Y-27907 is the source of this 1920-nucleotide messenger RNA. RefSeq lists its product as uncharacterized. The coding region runs from base 14 to 1141 and encodes 375 amino acids. Gene Ontology annotation, biological process: mitochondrial citrate transmembrane transport. NCBI's taxonomy places the organism in Eukaryota, Fungi, Ascomycota, Pichiomycetes, Serinales, Debaryomycetaceae. The record is from RefSeq and is a predicted model, not a curated record. The transcript has a single exon.
AAUCUAGUCACAAAUGAAUAUUGAACAACCUAAAAGUGACAAUUUGUUGACGGCAUUAGUGUCAGGAUGCACUGCAUCCGCGUUUGCAGCCACAUUAACAUAUCCGUUUGAUUUUCUCAAGACACAAGAGCAAUUAAACAAUCCCGAGUUAAUGAAGAAAUUUAAUAUCACCAAUGGACCACAUACUUUGGGACAGAUGAGUAAAGGAUGUUCUGCAUUAGUGCUUGGAUCGAUUUUGAAGAAUGGUACGAGAUUGAUAUCAUAUAAUUGGACCAGUAAGUUUAUGGCAAUUGACGGCAGAGAGGGAAAGACAACAAGCGCUCCAAGAACAGUUAUUGCUGGUGCGAUAAGUGCCUUCUUUGAAACACUUUGGAUAAUUCCAUUUGAGAAUAUUAAAAUUACAAUGGUACAAAAUCAAACGUGGAUGAACGAAAUGACGAGAAUCAAAGAGAAAAUUGUAGAUAAAACUGAAAAGAACUUAUUUAAACGAGAAUAUGUGUCUCCUCAUAAAUAUUAUACUACGGAAAUUUUUGAUCAGUAUUUUGGAACUGCCCAACAAAGUAAAUUCGCAGCUGCUGCUCAGAAACAGAUCAAGAACCCGUUUGAUACACUCAUUGAGCAUUAUAACAAACAUCCAUCAUUAACACUUUCCAGUACAAUUAAAGAAAUUUACUCAAUCAAGGGUAUUUCGGGAUUCACGGCAGGUACAUUUAUAACCUUUACUAGACAAAUUGCCAUAACCUGGGUAUGGUUGUCCACGUACAAUGCUACUAGACAGUUGAUUGACCCUCAUAAGAAGCUGGACGAUAAGGGCUGGUUCGGACAUGAUUAUAACGCAUUGGAAAAGACAGGAUUGCAUUUAGUCUCUUCGUUGGCAGUAAUUGCCGUGACUCAACCAUUAGAUGUUCUUAAAUCACAUAUACAGCUGAAAAACGGUAAGGGAAUGUACCGUGAUGCCUUAUCCACAGCUUAUAAGUUGUUUAUGCAACAAGGAGCCAAGUCAUUAUUUAGAGGAGCAUUACCUAGAUGGUGCAAGCUUAUAGUUAGUGGUGGGUUAACUGCAAGCAUUUAUGGAUACGUUGAAGAUAUUGUCAAUGUUGCUGGAGGACAAAAGAUGUUUGAAGAGAAGAGACUUGAAUAGAGCUUGUAUAUAUUACGCUAUUCUAUAUAAACUGGAAUUAAUAUUUCACCUGAUUUAUGACUUACACCAUUAAAUGACUUAGCAAGUAAUCCACCUGAGGUACUUGGUUGACUAAACGCUAUUUGUUGCUUAGUUAAGGUGACACCGUAUAUAGAAUUCUUGAGUACCACCUGUAAAAAUCUCUGACCUAACCCAUAUCGUCUCCAUUUAGGAGCUAUCCAGAUACGCGAUAUACCAAUUUUGAUCAGCUUGUUGAUUUGGUUAGGUACAAUUGUUUGCGAACUGUGGAUCAUCCACCGGCCUAGGCUAUCUCCGACUGUAUCAGUGGAACACACUCCAACAGCUCGAUUCUCUAUUACUAUGACGAAUGCUUUACUUGAUUCGUGCUUAAGUGACUUCCACUCCCCCGAAUCUUGCGAGGCACUUAAUUCUUGAUUUACCAUAUCAAGCAAUUGAUCUACUUUACUCACUUGACUCUUGUUUGUUUUGUCAAUAGUAACUAUAUUCCCUCGGACUAUAGUAUUAGACCUUCCAGAUUUAACAGAUUUAACAAUCAAUGUAAACGAAUCAAGUGAUGGUAGUGCUGUCGUCCAUGGUAUACCAUUGACGAAACUACUAUGAUACUUGGUAUGUGCUUGUUUUUCACUAGGUAUACUGACAUUAUAUGUCAUUUCACAUACUGGACAUGUAUGCGGUUUAUCUGAGUCAAACAGAAGAAUGGAUUGAACUUGACUCUUUUUCUUUGUCCCUGUCAUAUCAUAUCGGUUGUUGUUAUGGUU